Aspergillus oryzae RIB40 is the source of this 8778-nucleotide messenger RNA. It is a transcript of the gene atmA, whose product is annotated as DNA-binding protein kinase TEL1. Gene Ontology annotation, biological process: DNA repair. NCBI's taxonomy places the organism in Eukaryota, Fungi, Ascomycota, Eurotiomycetes, Eurotiales, Aspergillaceae. The transcript is spliced from 7 exons. Gene Ontology annotation, molecular function: protein binding; protein serine/threonine kinase activity. The coding region runs from base 1 to 8778 and encodes 2925 amino acids. The record is from RefSeq and is a predicted model, not a curated record.
AUGGCGGAAAUCACUCUGGAUAGGACUCUGGUGCUUUUGUCAUCCGAGAAGCAAAGGGAGCGUUCAGAAGGUCUAGCUGUAUCGCUCUUUGUAUUGAUAGUUGUCUUUGUUAUUGAUCCGUGCAUAUCAUCUAGGAGUUCCCUGAAUGACAAAGCCUGUCAUAAGAUCUUUGAGUCACUGUUCCGAUUCAUCUCGUCAGAGAAAUCCUUGUAUAAUCGAGGAAACUCCAAGGGCCCAUCUGCUUCUCGCUUAUCAACAUGUGCAUCUGUUCUGCGAUUAGCUGUUGAUGCCCUUUUGCAUAACUUGCGAGCCAAGUCUGUUCGUGCGGUUGUUGAUCAUAUAACCGAAACUUUGCAGGACACAGGAGGGAGUCUGUUUGAACUUCUCGGUGUGGAUUAUACAAAAUGCUUGACUGCAUUGCUAAAUUAUCCUCCACAUGUCGAACAUCUGGGAGCCAGUGAAUGGGAGAAACUUAUGGGUUUUUGCCUAAAGAUCAUGAAUACCCAAGAUUAUGAAGAUGACCGUUCGCAUACAGGGAGCGAUUCUCGGUCCACCCUGGAUGACUUCCUGGGAACUGGAGGUACCCCCACACCGUCCAGAUCGAUGCCAACACUAACUGCCAGAGAGAAACCCAAACGCGAUAAGGGUGCAAUCAGUGAAGCCGUAGUCUGUAUUCAGCUUCUAACGGCAAGCGUUAAUGCUCCGGUUCAAGAGCCCGCCGCAAAGAUACUUCACGGGCUAGUGGGUUAUGUCAAGUCGUCGCAUAUUACGGGAAGUGGACAUCAAAGCGCAUUCAAUAGCAUUAAUUCGGUCAUUAUGAGGGUAUUGUCUGACCAGUCGGAGCUUGUUCAAAGCAUACUGCUGGACUUAAUACCCGUAAUUUGUCACCUGUGGGCUACCAAACUCGUAGGGUUGAAAGAUGAACUGCUUGUCACCAUCAUGCUCUGCAUUGUUCUCUUGACCGCAGCGACUCGACAGGAGCCAUCGGAACUGCUAAGCCGCUAUACCGAAGACCUCUUGGGUGCUCUGUACAAAGAGUAUAUCAAGCGCCCAGAAAAGGAUAUCCUACAGGUUGAUGAGUUGGUUUUCCAUCAGAAAACUUCGGCGGCGGUGGAUAAGAUCCUGAUAUGGCCUCGCCUUGAAUCUGGCAAAUCAGAGCACAAUUGGACUGUGAUCUGGGCUAUAGCUAACCUUGUAGAUCUGUCAGAAGAGAUAACUGCGCGAUCGUCGUCGCCGCGUACGUCAACUGAGACGUUGAACAAAAGGCAACGUCUCACAUCGAUGGUGGAUGAAAUUCACCGUGAUUGCGCUUCAUCUUCAGGUGCCAGAAGAGUCUGCGCUCUGCAAUUAAUUCCGCUUAUCCCCAGGCACCAUGCUAGCGUUGACUCGAAGUCAUCGCUGCUUUUGCGGUUAUUACCAAACAUACUCGACGAAAAUGGCAUAUUAGCAUCCUGGACAAUGAUAACUAUUGCAAGCCUUGCUGGGAGUCCUAACGCAGACUCGCCCUCACUAAGGGCAAUUUGGCAACAGGCCUGGGAGCUCACAUGUCGUGCCUCAACCUCCCAAGCUACUUCUAGGGCAUCUUGUAUUCUCAUGAAUAGCAUUCUUGAGUAUAACCUUCUGGAAUAUUCCAUAGUCGCGGAGGCCACGAGCUCGAUGCUUACGUCUGUCAAUCUAAACGGCCCAUCUACCAUGUCAGAUGCAUCGUUGACUUUAUGGGCCACAACAACUCGAAUGACUGCGCGGGUAAAUCCAGGAUCCCUUCCAAAUGCCUCAAAACAGAUUUGUGCCUGGCUUCGAGAGGUUUGGGUUAUUGGAACGGUAACUGAUCGAACACAGCUAGCUCAACUUGCUGCAUUCGCCCGGCCCUUGGACCUUUUAAACCUGCUUUUAGCCUGCACUAAUAGGCACUAUAUCCCACCCAAACCUCAGUUCAGGGGGGCAACGAGUCUCAUUGCCAAAGGCUGGCACUUCCUUCACAGGAGCAAACAACUGCUGAAUUACCUAUUUCAGCUCGGAGGAAUAUUGGAUUUUGAUAUGUGGGAUACUGACGAUACUAUCCAUUUAGAGACAUUUCCACGACAAGAUCCAAAUGACAACAUGGUUCUGGAUCUCCUACAGGUAAAAUCUGAAAUGUUCUUGCAAGCCUUCCAGUCAUUAUAUGAAGAUAAAUCACACCAUGUAACGGUGGAAAUCGUGCAAAUUGUUACCUCUUUCUGUAUCCUCGUUGCUCUAUACACGGAAUGUCUGCCGCACCUAUCUGCAUCAAAAUUUCAUAACUUACAGCAGAAUUGCGAGCGUCUCUGGGAAAUCAUAUGCACCUUUUUGGCCUCUCACGAACUUGAAUUCAUUCAAGGUUGUCUGGUGGUAUUGUCGCCUUUUCUUAAUCCUGAACAGUUCUCGUACAAUCCUGAGUCAACCAUCUCAAAGGCUUUGCUCAGGCUUGUCAUUCCAUUAGUGAGCCUUUUAGAAGCCUAUCGAAGAAGCCAGAGAGAUAAUCUGGCCCUCCAUAACGACGAGCCUAUGGAUUUGGACGAUACUCUAUUCAAUUCAAAAGAUAGGCUGGCGGAAGUCACCUCGAUCGUCAAGUCCAAUAGAGAAGCGCUACCCUUAUUUCAGGAGUUUUCCUCCUUCCAGCGGUGUAUUACCAUUCAGCUCUCUGUCUUACAGAAAACCAACGCAUUCUUACGCAACCAUGAUCAACAUUCCAGCAGGGCUCUGGUUGAGUACUUAAUCGAUUUAGACGAAGUUGAUAUCUUAGCCGCGAGCAACUCUUUACCUUAUGUCUACCGCGCUAUUUCUGGAAUGGACCGGACUUCGUUGCUCGAUAUCCUUGAAGACCUAGCUGAAAAGUGCCUACAGACUUAUGAAUUGGAGCGCUGUGAAGCCUCUCACCUUCUUUGUAUUCAUAUGAUGCAUAGCUUUGUCAAAGCAUGGGUCAGCUCGGAAGCCGAUAGUCUCAGUGGCUCGGCAUCGGAUAUCUAUACAUGGUUCAGAGACGUAUUAUUGGCAAAAGACAUGGCAUCGCCUUCAGUUCUCGUUGUGUUCAGUGAACUCCUCGUGGAUGUCAUCAAUACCAACGCCUCAUACUCUAGCGGUGAAUCCAACACAUCCCCCAGAACAAGCCUUCUGAAGAUUUUAGAGAAGGGCAGCAUCCCAGUUAAAUUUGACGUUGGGAAUCUGAUUCCUCGGCUGUUUGGCCAUUAUUCAUUAAACGAUCAUGAUGCCAUAUUCAACGACGUGCUUAGACACCUCCCCAAAGAGUCUGAUUGGGUAGAAGGCAUCGCCCUCCGUUUGUUCAUAUUAGGUCAAUUAGCCUCACGAUGGCAUACCUUACUCCGCAGAAGCAUUUACCAUAUGUUCGAAACCCCGGCACAUGUACCUCACUCACUUCAGUAUGCUGAGAAGUGCAUAUGUGAUGUCGCCAAUAAGCUUGGACUAAAAGAUGCAAAAGAGCUCUUUCGGCUAUUUUCUUCUCAGAUCCUCUAUACCUGGACUGAGCAGGAAUCAAUUACAGCCAUGCCUUUCAGUAUCUUUAGUUAUGCGAGCAUCAAAGACAUGUUAGGCGAUGUGCAAGACGAACUUGUUGGUCAAAUUAUCAUGCGUGCGCGGGAGGACGAGGAGAUAGAGAUGUCGAAGUACAUGGGAAAGCCUUUCGUUGACCUUUUAGCCACAUCUUUCUACAAAGCGGAGGCCUAUAGCAUCGCUCGAGAUAUCAGCACCCCCCCUGGGCAAGGUAGCCAGCCUAAAGGUGUUGAAACCCGGCUGAAAAAGAUACUGGGGACUGAACAAUUCAUGGAAUUGAUUGAUCAGCAAUUCCCACAGACAAUAGCAGCUUUCUUUGGGUCGCUUGAUCAAUAUGAACAGGUUGAAAGAGCCCUCUCCAAACGUGCGAAAUUCCACGAUGCCCUCGAUGGUCUAAGGUGCAUCCUCGGUAAGAGUGCUUCAAAAAUCGUUCUCCCUGCGAAUCAGCAACCCUCCUUCAGGGCCCGCUAUCUCAUUGAUGAGUUAGAGUUCCUCUGUAAGCGCAGCGGAUAUGAACUCGAGACAAUUUGGACGCCGACGCUAGCUUCUUAUGUUUGCCGAACUCUCUUGGAAUCAAUUCACCCCGCGCUUGGUUCCUUCCACGCCUGUUCUGUAAUCCGGAAGAUUAGGGUACUACUUUGCGUGGCCGGAUCUGUUAUGCUCAGAGACUAUCCAUUUGAGAUGACACUACACGCCAUGCUACCAUUCCUAGUUGAUAUAUAUUGCUCAGAAGAUGCAUUAGGAAUCUUCUGGUAUCUCUUAGAAGCUGGUCAGCCUUAUCUAGCAGAGACUCCCGGACUCAUGGCUGGGGUUGCGGUCUCCACAUUGCUGUCCUUGAAAAAGUUUUUGGCGUCCCCCCCGGUGGAUACAGCCCAACAAGGUCAAUCAAAAAUAGUAACAGCGAAUAUUGAAAGGUUUCUUCAGUGGUUUGGGGAGUACAUAAAUACUUACGAGUCCUCCUUGGACGCAGAAACACAGGAAUCAUUUCGUCGGGUGGUAAAGUCUUCACAAGCUACCUCCACUGUUGAGUCGCAUUCUGAUGACUCUAACGAGCGUGAUGUGAUCCUGGAAAUCCUUGAUGAUCGGAGCUCUGAAAGAAGCCUUUUGAGCAAGACUGUCUCCGAUCAUGUCAUAGCACUGCUCUGUGCGGACUCCGAGGAGCCGCUUGGAAACUAUCACAAAUUGAAUGAGUCUGACAGGGACGCAACUGCUAACAUCGUGGCCAUCUACCAAACUCUACAGAGUUUCAACACCGGAUCUGGAUACAGAUUGUGGGCUGCGAAAGUUAUUGGACGUGCUUUUGCUACUACGGGCAAAGUCUGCGACGCCCUUCUCAGGGAGCAAGAUCUGUCUCUUUUCAAAUCUCAACUAUCCGACUUGCGCUUAGAGGUCCACUGUUAUUCUAAAGCCAGCAUACUUCAAGAAUUAUGCAACAUGCUACAAAAUAACAGCCAUCUGGAGGUGGGACUCGUUGAACGAACAUUGCAACUCAUCAUAAGUAAUCUUGCCAGGUAUCCGGAUUUUGAACAAUGCGCCGGUGUCGUACCUCUAUACUUGAUGAAAGCUUUCACUUGGGACCCCUAUCAGUGCCCGCCCAUACCGACACUUGCUCCAGAGACAGAAAGAGACGACGCCAAAGUAAAUUGGCAGACAAGCAAUUCUUUAUCUCAAUGGGCUCGCGGUAUUGCGUUGUUCUUGUCAAAAUCUGCAGCCGAAGAUCCUGUGAUUGGGUCAUUAAGCCACAUUAUCUAUGUUAUCCCUGAAUUAGCUGUCCGAAUCCUACCAUACAUGCUUCAUGAUGUUCUGCUUGCAGAACUUAAAGGAGAAGCAAAUAUCCGACAGAAGGUUUCCCAAAUUUUCAAACAAGCUUUGUGUGAUGUUCAUGACACUACUAUCUCACAUGCACGACUUGCAAUCGACUGCAUUCUAUAUCUUCGAAAUCAGCCGAAACCGAAUGAGGCGACAAUAGUAGAACGUGAUGAGUGGCUGGAGAUAGACUUCGCAGAAGCAUCGUUGGCUGCCAGUAGGUGCCGUUUGCCAAAGACAGCACUCAUCUUCCUUGAGAUACAUGCGUCUCGUGUAAUCUUUGGCUCUCGCCGUUCCUCGCUGGCUAAAUACGAAGCUCCCCCGGACAUGUUGCAUGACAUAUUCAAGGACAUAGAUGACCCUGAUUUCUUCUACGGCAUUCAACAAAGCCCCUCCCUGGACUCAGUUAUGGAAAGGCUCCAACAUGAAAGCUCGGGUUUUAAGAAUCUACUCUUCCAAAGUGCACAGUAUGAUAGUGAGAUACAGAUGUCAGCGGAUCAAAACGCCUAUGGCGUCCUUAAGGCACUCAACUCGACAAAUCUACAGGGAAUUGCUAAUUCCAUAUUCUCAGCAUCUGGUGGGGGCUUUGUGGACACAUCAAGUUCAUUUGACAGCAUGCUGCAAGCCGCAACAAAUUUACGACAAUGGGAUAUACCCGUCUCGCCCUUGAAUCCUUCACCCCCUGCGACCGUCUUCCGGGCUUUCCAAAGCCUCAACACAUCAGGGAGCCUGGCUGAGGCCUCUAAGUCUAUCAACGAGUGUCUCUUGACAACUUUGGAGUCGCUUACGAGCGCCAGUCGAUCUGCCAUGUCUUUGCGAACUGCGAUGAGGGUUCUGGGAGUUAUCACUGAAGUCAGUGAUGUUUUGGACGCGAGAUCAACGGAAGAAAUCGAUCAUGAAUGGCAGAAAAUCGCUGCCAGGGAUUCUUGGCUGAAGACCACCAGUGUUCAUGAGAUCGGGGAGAUACUAAACUCACACGAAGCCCUCUUUUCAUCAAUCAACCGAAAGUCGUAUUUAAGAUCUUCGACCAAUAUAAGCGAUCAUGACGCACAGCUUCUGGAGGUCAAAGCCAUCCGGCAAUCACUUCAUAUCACAAGAACCCAGGGCAUCCAACAAGCCUCGCUGAAAUCGGCCGUUUACCUCUCUAAGCUCGCCCACCAAUGCUCUGCACUAGGGAUCAACAUCGAAGGGGCCGCCAAGUUCGAUCUGGCUAAUGUUCUGUGGGACCAAGGUGAAAUGACUGCAUCAAUUCGGAUGCUUCAUCAACUCAAGGAUCAAAAUGACCUACAUAAACAGGCGGUACCAAUCAGCCGUGCCGAACUUCUUGUGACUUUGGUAAGCUCUCUCCACAUUGAUUCCCUGCGUACGAAACCCUGCUCGUUCCGGACUAAUUCAACUUCUUGCAAGGGCCACCAUGUCGCUGAGGCACGUCUCGAGAAACCAGAGACCAUCAUCCAAGAUUACUUAUUAACCGCAGUCAAGGAGCUUAAAGGUCGCUCCGGGGGUGAAGAAGCCGGGAGAGUUUAUCAUGGGUUUGCCACAUUUUGCGACCAACAAUUACAGAACCCUGAUGGUUUGGAAGAUUUCACGCGAGUUGAGCAAUUGCGUAACCGUAAGGAAAAGGAAGUGCGAGCAUUGGAGGAUAUGAUGAAGGCUGCGGAGGGAAGGGAGAGGGAGGCUCUCAAAUUUCAUCGAGGAAGGACAAAACAGUGGUUUGAUCUUGAUGACCGCGAAUAUCAACGCCUACGACGAAGUCGGGAAGCCUUCCUACAGCAAUGUCUCGAAAACUAUCUCCUUUGUCUGAGAGAGAGCGAAACUUACAAUAAUGAUGUACUCCGUUUCUGUGCGUUGUGGCUUGACAAGUCCGACAGUGAUAUCGCAAAUGCAGCCGUUUCCAAGCAUCUCGGUCAAGUUCCAAGCCGAAAGUUUGCCCCCUUGAUGAAUCAAUUAACCUCGCGCCUGUUAGAUGUGCCUGAUGAGUUCCAAAAAAUGCUCUUCUCUCUGAUUACUCGCAUUUGCGUUGAACACCCAUUCCAUGGUAUGUAUCAAAUAUUUGCGAGCAGCAAGUCCAAGGGAGGAAAGGAUGAAACGGCGUUGUCACGCAAUCGAGCAGCCGGACGAUUAGUUGAAGGCCUAAAGAACGACAAGCGUAUCGGGCCGACAUGGGUCGCUGUUCACAACACCAAUAUCAAUUAUGUACGAUUUGCCAUUGACAGGCCAGAUGAGAAAUUGAAGAGCGGCGCAAGGGUUCCGCUGCGGAAACUCCAAACGGGUGGACGUCUCGAACAAGAUGCCGCAACACAGAAACUACCACCACCCACAAUGAACAUCGAAAUCAGGGUUGAUUGCGAUUAUCGUGAUGUACCGAAGCUUGUUAAGUAUCACCCCGAAUUCACUAUCGCGUCCGGCGUCAGUGCACCAAAGAUCGUCUCCGCUUUUGCAAGUAAUGGUUUACGAUACAAGCAGCUGUUCAAAGGAGGAAAUGAUGAUUUGCGGCAGGACGCUAUCAUGGAACAAGUGUUUGAACAGGUUAGCAAUCUUCUUAAGGACCAUCAGGCUACUCGACAGCGAAACCUAGGGAUUCGCACAUAUAAGGUUUUGCCUCUUACGUCGAAUGCGGGAAUAAUCGAAUUCGUGCCACACACUAUCCCCUUGCAUGAUUAUCUGAUGCCUGCGCAUCAAAAAUACUAUCCGAAAGAUAUGAAACCAAACGUUUGCCGCAAGCACAUCAGCGAUGUUCAGACAAGAUCAUUUGAGCAACGCGUUAGGACAUACCGACAGGUUACUGAACACUUCCACCCUGUCAUGAAAUACUUCUUCAUGGAAAAGUUCAAUAACCCAGACGACUGGUUUAGUAAGAGGCUUUCAUAUACUCGAAGCACAGCUGCAAUCUCAAUAUUAGGCCAUGUUCUCGGCCUCGGCGAUCGCCAUGGCCAUAAUAUCUUGCUGGACGAGAGGACGGGCGAAGUGGUGCAUAUCGACUUGGGCGUUGCAUUCGAACAAGGCCGAGUGCUACCGGUUCCCGAAGUCGUUCCAUUCCGUUUGACACGAGACCUUGUCGAUGGGAUGGGAGUUACCAAGACCGAGGGUGUCUUCCGCCGCUGUUGCGAGUUCACGCUUGAAACCUUACGGCGAGAGUCCUAUAGUAUCAUGACCAUCCUUGAUGUGCUUCGUUACGAUCCGCUGUACAGCUGGACCGUGUCCCCUUUGAGGAUGAAGAAGAUGCAGGAUGCCUCUGAAGCUGGGGGCGGACCACCCAUGCUACCCGGUGCUGCCGACCAACGGCCAAGCAAUGAGCCAAGUGAGGCAGAUCGUGCGUUGACGGUCGUGGCAAAGAAGUUGGGCAAAACAUUGAGUGUCACGGCGACUGUAAAUGAGCUGAUCCAGCAAGCAACCGAUGAAAAGAACCUCGCCGUUCUUUAUUGCGGUUGGGCUGCCUAUGCUUAA